CGUAACUGGAUCAAGGCGGAUCCUUCCCUGUCUCACAGCCACACCUCCGCAGCGAUCAUUCAUUGCACUUAUAUAACUCCCGGGUGCGCGCGCGCCCUCGUUCGUUCGUUGCACGUACUUCCGUCGCGGGAAGAUUACACCGAUCGACACCCCAAAUUUCACUUUGCCGACACAGACAGGCAGACAAUCCACAGCUACAUAUAGUUGUAGCAAUGUUCGAUUCCGGCCUCGCUCAACGACGCAGCCUCGGCUACUACUACUUAUACCUACUUUCUCUCGCCGCGAUAAUAGCGCACGUACACGGGAUCGAAGCGCCAUGGCCCAGUGCGACGGCGACUCCGAGCGCGGAUCAGCGGCCGAUGGCAGAGUGGAUGGGGUUCUCGCCGAAACCGACGGAACCGCCCAGGAUACGCGGGAGAAUGGCCGCGGACGCUUUGUUCGCAAGGGCUGAUACCGAUAAUGCGGUUUUCUGCGGAUAUGUGUCGGCGAAUCCUUCGAGUCCAGUCGCCUGCGCGGAUUUUCGUCGGAUAUGUAUGUUCAACACCGUCAUUGGCGCCGUCGGAUGCUGCGAGAACGUGGAUGCGCCUGCGGAAUCGUGUUCGCAGUACACCAGCUGCGUGAACAGGCGCGAUGUCUCGAGCUGUGCCGGCGGUUGCUCGGCCAAUCCUCUGGUCGUUACAUGGUACAUAGCACACAUCGAGUCCAUCCGUCAGCCGUAUGUACGGGUCCCAGUGCUGAUCUCCAAGCAGUUCGGACACGGCUUCACCUUCUUGCUGGACAUAUGCGUGGAUUACGGGCAUGUCGUCGUUGGGAUGCGGCGCAAGCUCUUUCUCCGCCUCGGUCGCAGUCACCUAUUUGGGCCAGGUAAGAACCACAGCUGCGAGCACAACCGCCAGUACGACGGCGACCAGCACUCCAGCCAGUGGCGGCAGCUCUGACGGCGGGG
Molecule: messenger RNA, 946 nt
Organism: Tricharina praecox
Lineage: Eukaryota; Fungi; Ascomycota; Pezizomycetes; Pezizales; Pyronemataceae
Exons: 2
Coding region: 213-938 (241 amino acids)
Source: RefSeq, a predicted model, not a curated record